Messenger RNA from Cervus elaphus (red deer), 3517 nucleotides. RefSeq names its product Pim-2 proto-oncogene, serine/threonine kinase (gene PIM2). The coding region runs from base 1671 to 2606 and encodes 311 amino acids. The record is from RefSeq and is a predicted model, not a curated record. The transcript has 6 exons. Gene Ontology annotation, biological process: protein autophosphorylation; regulation of mitotic cell cycle; negative regulation of apoptotic process. Gene Ontology annotation, molecular function: protein serine/threonine kinase activity; ATP binding. Gene Ontology annotation, cellular component: cytoplasm. NCBI's taxonomy places the organism in Eukaryota, Metazoa, Chordata, Mammalia, Artiodactyla, Cervidae.
UCAAUCUCUGACAGUUUGUGUCUGUUUCUGAGACAAGUGCAUGUCUGCGUGGGUCUGUCUGUGACAGUGCAUCUGUGGUUUCUUUCCGAUAGGGUGGAUGAAUGUCCGUUUGUAUUACUGUGACAGAUUCUGGGUAGCUAUUUCUGGAUAAUUUCAGUGACAAUGCUGCAUGUCUGCUGGUGUGUGUGUGUGAGAGAGAGAGUGCGACUGGGUGGAUCCAUGUCUGUUUUUGUGAUACUGCCUAUCUGUGGCUCUAUCACAUAAGUAUAUGUAUGUCUUUGGAGCAGUGCAUGUGUGUCUUGAGCGUCUGUGUGUCUUCCUGUGACAGACUCUGGGUCUCAUUUCUGGAAUAGUACUAGUCUUUCUGUGACACUGCAUGUCUGAUGGUACAAGUGUCUGUGACAAGUUUUGGUGGUGUGUCUGACAGGACAUUUCUGUGUCCUUGUCAUAUGGCAGUGUAGGUGUAUGUGAAUCUGUCUGGAGUGCCUUUCUGUAACUGCAUCACUAGUGUCAUCCUGGGACAUAACUCUGGCAGCAUGCCUCCCUGACAGUGGAUUUCAGUCUGUGACAGUACAUAUCUCUCUGUGUUUAGGACAAGCUCAUGGGAAUGUGUCUGGCAAUAUGUUUUUGUGUAUUUCUCACAUGGUACUUUACUGUGUGUCUUUGGAGUGCAUGUCUGUCUUCCUGCAGCAUGAGGCCUGUUAUUUCCAAAUUUGUGGCUAAGGGCAUUUUACCACCUCUGAGCUCUUGCAGUCCUUGUGUGUGUCUCGUCCAGAAACACAUCCCAAGCCACUACCACCCUGGCUUGCUCCUACCUGCAAGAACCACCCCCCCCCACUCGCUAUUCCAGAUUCUGUACUUGCUGACUGGGUUCAUGGCCAGGUCUAGCCAGGUCUGUCUAUGUUAAGGGCUCCAAGGCAGUGGUGGUCAGGUUAGUCCUCCCUAACGGCUGAACAGGUUCUUCAAGGAUCCCUGACUUUACUUCCCGGGCUGAGGACACCUGUCGCCUAGAGGGCUCUGGACCUGGUUUGAAGAGUACCCUUCGGAGACAGGGUCAUGGAUAACCACAGGCUGAUUCUUAGAAGCCUUAGAAGGCCUGGCGUUAUCUCUGCGCUAGUCUCGAGGCAGUGGCGGCCAACCAACUUCCUAGGAAAGGGAGCGGUGUAUUUUUUUAAGUGUAUAUCUGCACAUACAGACAUAUAAAAACAAUGCCGCACAACCAAAACAAACCCGGUUGCUGCGAAAGGGAUUCCUAAAACCAGUUUCUUCUCCACACGCGCCCCCCUCGUGCGCAUGCAGACCCCGCCCCCGCGGAAGACACGGGCAUGUAUUUGCAUAAAGGGGUACUUGAAACGUUGAGGGUGGUAUGCAAAUAAGGGCUGGCUCCGAUUGGCUGGGGUACAGCAGGUGCUGUGUCCGGAUUGAUCAAAGCCAAGUGGGCGGGGCCGUCGCCCCGGGCGACUCUCUCGGGAGGCGCGUGCCCUGUCUCAGUAGCGUCAGGGCUGGCGCGCGCGGCCAAUCUUAACGUUGCGCUCUUUGCCGGCCCUUCUGGGCCACCAGUCUCCUUACCUUCCAUCCUGGCGCCCCCUAGUCCAGGUUCCCCGGACUCACUGCCCCGGGCGUCCACACCCUGCGGGCUCAGCGGGCUCAAUCUGCGCAGCUCCUCCUCCAUGUUGACUAAGCCUCUGCAGGGGCUCGCGGUGGCCCCCAUGACUCCUACGCCGCUGCCAGGAGGCAAGGAUCGGGAAGCGUUCGAGGCCGAGUACCAACUCGGCCCCCUCCUCGGUAAGGGGGGCUUUGGCACCGUCUUCGCAGGACAACGCGUCACAGACCGACUCCAGGUGGCUAUCAAAGUGAUCCCCCGGAAUCGCGUGCUGGGCUGGUCCCCCUUGUCAGAUUCAGUCGUAUGCCCACUGGAAGUGGCACUGCUAUGGAAGGUGGGUGCAGGUGGUGGGCACCCUGGUGUGAUCCGCCUGCUUGACUGGUUUGAGACACCAGAGGGCUUCAUGCUGGUCCUUGAGCGGCCUCUGCCUGCCCAGGAUCUCUUUGACUACAUCACAGAGCAAGGCCCGCUGGGUGAAGGCCGAAGCCGCUGUCUCUUUGCCCAGGUAGUGGCAGCUGUUCGGCACUGCCACGCCCGUGGAGUUGUCCAUCGUGACAUCAAGGAUGAGAACAUCCUGAUGGACCUCCGCCGGGGCUGUACCAAACUCAUUGAUUUUGGUUCUGGUGCCCUGCUUCAUGAUGAACCCUAUACUGACUUUGAUGGGACAAGGGUGUACAGUCCCCCGGAGUGGAUCUCUCGUCACCAGUACCACGCCCUGCCAGCCACUGUCUGGUCACUGGGUAUCCUCCUCUAUGACAUGGUAUGUGGGGACAUUCCCUUUGAGAGAGACCAGGAGAUUCUGGAGGCUGAACUCCACUUCCCUGCCCAUGUCUCCCCAGAUUGUUGUGCCCUAAUCCGCCGGUGCCUGGCCCCCAAACCCUCUGCCCGACCCUCACUGGAGGAGAUCCUACUGGACCCCUGGAUGCAGACACCAGCCGAGGAUGCAUCCCUCAACACUCCCAAAGAGGGUCCCACCCCUUUGGACUGGUCCCUACUGCCCUAGUGCUGGCUGGGGCUCCCGUUAGUUGACAUAGUCAUCCUGUGGCCAUGCCACGGGGAAAGAUGGUUAUCUGUUGAUCUGGUUUUACAGGUCUCUAAAAAUCCAGUGUUAACUAGGGUCAGAGAUUGGGGAUCAGGGGUAAGAAGACAUAACCCAAGUUUGCCCAGUUCCCAUUCCAGUUCUUCUAAGGAGUCUUCUUUGUAGAACAUAUGCUCUCUUAUUCUGGAGGGGCUCCUUCUUUGAUUCUCGUUUUGCUAAGGUGGUUUAUUUGGUUGAGGUUACUUACAUUCUGAACCCCCAGGACUCUUAUUCUGAUGAGUAGUAACCCCUACACUGGCACCUCCUGCUACUACCACACAAACUUAGUUUAAAUGCUCUGAUUUGGGCAAGGGUGCUUUCCUUCCAAUACCCCAGUGGCUCUUAUUUUAGCAAAGGGACCCUUUCCCCUAGCCCCGGGUCCCAUAGUCAAGCUGCUUGCCUGCCUCAGCCCAGGGUUGUUUAUUCUGGGGGAGGUAAGCCCUAUUGUUGUCCCAGGGCUUUUUUUUGGUGAGGGGACCCUACUCUGUUAUCCCAAGUGCCCUUAUUCUGGUGAGGAGAAACCCCACUUUCAUGAUUUGGGAGGGAAUGGGAGAUGGACACUACUAGAGUCCACUAGGUUGGGGUGGAUGGUUUUUGGGGGGAAUGGGGUGGGGGAAAUAAGUCUUGUUUGUUCUCCUGGGGCCCCACCCUCCAUCUUUUUCAGAUUCUUGCUGCCUCCUUCUGAGCCAGGGUUGUCCAGUUGCUGAAAUGUAAAUACUUAUUAUUGGGGAAGGGGAGCUCCAACUGUUAUCUUCCUCUUCCUUCUCCCCCUGCCUGGAUUAUUUAAAAAGCCAUGUGUGGAAACCCACUAUUUAAUAAACGUAAUAGAAUCAGAA